Messenger RNA from Metschnikowia bicuspidata var. bicuspidata NRRL YB-4993, 484 nucleotides. RefSeq lists its product as uncharacterized. NCBI's taxonomy places the organism in Eukaryota, Fungi, Ascomycota, Pichiomycetes, Serinales, Metschnikowiaceae. The transcript has a single exon. Bases 137 to 313 code for a protein of 58 amino acids. The record is from RefSeq and is a predicted model, not a curated record.
AACACGCCAGGCUACUGAAUAUAUCGACACCUCUUUGGAAAAUAUGACAAUUCGAAUCGGUUGAUCACCACAAUAUUGAAGCACACUAGAAGACGAGCGAGUCGCAAAAAGUUAGCUCUAUAAGUUCUCUCCAACCAUGUUAAAGCCAUCGGAGGCUUAUCCUGGGAAUCGAGCAGGUAAUAUCCUAUGCGUAAACAGAAAUUUUCCAGGCCGUGAUUAUAAUAAGAGGGUGGGCCGGAUUUUGACUUGCGGAGUAUUGACGUUGAUAUGUUCCUAUAUCAUGGCGCAACAAUUUCCCGUAUUACAAGAUUGAAAGCUACUACAAUAUUGAAAAUCCACGAGUGAUCACGUCCUCACGUCAUUUGAUUGCCGUAUUUAUUCAAAUACCCAAGUUAGUAAUAGUAUGAGUAAAAUUAUUACAAUAUUUUAUACAUGUAAUCAGUAUUAUUAGUAAAAAAAUAUAUAGUAAUCUUUUAGAUAUCAC